AUGUCGACACCAAAUCCGCCCUCAAAGACAACCUGUACGAUUCCCAGCAGACCAGAGCGGGUUGAAACCCAGGAUGGCAUUCCAUCGUCCGUUGGAGCUGAAUCUGGACCCGGAACGGCCCCAGAAAUAAAAGUCCCGCAAGCCCGUGCCACAGUCGUUCCCAGAUUGAACAUGACAAGCGAACCAUGCCACGUGUCCACCGCGAAUGGUAACGUCUCGGUAGGAAAACCAAAUCGGGGUUGCAGUGAAAGCCGUGGCGAUGGUGCACAGACGGGACCCACGGGUUACAUUUACUUUCCGAGGUUUGUGCCAAACUAUAAUUUUUGGGCGUCUCAAUACAUUGAAAGAGUCUAG
Pyricularia grisea is the source of this 354-nucleotide messenger RNA. RefSeq lists its product as uncharacterized. NCBI's taxonomy places the organism in Eukaryota, Fungi, Ascomycota, Sordariomycetes, Magnaporthales, Pyriculariaceae. The record is from RefSeq and is a predicted model, not a curated record. Bases 1 to 354 code for a protein of 117 amino acids. The transcript has a single exon.